CGCAACCAAGAGUUCAUUCGCUGUAUAUACAUAGAGAUUAUUGACCGUCGUUUCCACAGUCUCUACUCAUCUCAUCCUCGUCCUUGCCCCUCCAUAUCCCAUCCUCCCCUAUUCGCUCAGUCUCUCUCGCCAUGCUCGACUCCCUGCCCACGCCCUCGCGCGACCUCGAAGCUCUCGCACAAGAAGAAAAGUCCUUCACCUUCGCGCAUUUUACCUGCGAACAUGCCUGGGUAAUCGGAAACAUCCUCCGCAACGCCCUUCGCACCGCCGACGCCUCCGCUAUAAUCCACAUUUCGCUUGCCUCAUCCAUAACCCUCUUCCACUCGCCUAGCAUGCCCGGCAUGAUGCCGGACAACGAAACCUGGGUGUCGCGGAAACGCGCGACAGUGCUUCGCUGGGGGCAUAGCACGUGGUAUAUGCAGUGUAAGUUUGAUGGGGAUGAGGACGCUUUUGCGGGGAAGUAUGGGCUGGGGAGUGAGGAGCGGGGGAAGUAUGCGAUUCAUGGGGGUGGGUAUCCGAUUUUUGUGAAAGGGGUGGAGGGGGUUGUGGGGUGUAUUGUUGUCAGUGGUUUGAGGCAGGAGCAGGAUCAUAUGGUGGUUGUGAAGGCGGUUGAGGAGUAUAGGGAGUUAAGGGAUGGGUUUAAGAGUCCUAUGAGGAGUAUGACAGUAAAAUGAUGGAUGUAUUCUGAAUGCGAAGAGGUGGUGGGAGGGUAGCUGGAUAGGUGUGCGCCGGUAGCGGGGAUGUCUAUGUCGAAGGCGGAUUAGGAAACUGCGUCCCAUGUUGACGACGGUCAGUCUUUGCUACUCAGGGACGACAUACCUAGCUUGGCCCCACCCGCCCUCACCAACCUCAAAUAAAUACCCUGCGACAGU
Messenger RNA from Lindgomyces ingoldianus, 872 nucleotides. RefSeq lists its product as uncharacterized. NCBI's taxonomy places the organism in Eukaryota, Fungi, Ascomycota, Dothideomycetes, Pleosporales, Lindgomycetaceae. The coding region runs from base 132 to 674 and encodes 180 amino acids. Gene Ontology annotation, cellular component: TRC complex. The record is from RefSeq and is a predicted model, not a curated record. Gene Ontology annotation, biological process: post-translational protein targeting to endoplasmic reticulum membrane. The transcript has a single exon.